GAAAGAUGGUAAUGGGGGAGUUAUAUUAACCUGAACGGCGCUAUUGCCAUGAACGUGACAUGGGGAAGCCGGUGAGGGAGGCGCGCCCUGAUCGAUCAAAUCGAACGAUAAUCUGCGCCACUCGUUCAUAUUGUAAACAUUACAGCAUGCUGCAUCACGCAGGAAAAAUACAUAUAUUUUAAAACUAGUUUUCAUUGUAUGCAAUCAACACCCGGUUCACCCGGGGCAUGAAUAGAAUCCCCCCCAAUGUUAGUGAACGUACACCGAUACUAUUCGGUGUGACAGAGCGCUCUAUGUUACAGUGAUAUCGAUUGGUUGAAACCUAUUGCGAGAAAGAAGACUUCUUACGUCAUCAGGUCGAGUUUACUUUGAGGAACAGGAGGGACAACUUUCACAUUGCAUUUCGAUGAACGAGGGUAGUGAUAAACGUGGUUUGGGACUGGCCUCAAGUGGAGUUUUCGUGACUUUGUAGGACCUCGGACCCCACGCUCCGACCAACGUUUUAUCGACCUCGGAAUAGUAGAGCAGAUAGCAAGGGUCUCUUUGGACCAGCAGCAAGCAUGCUAACUUCUCUGUUCGCAUUUGGAACUGUUAUUCAUGCUUGUUAUGCGUAUGAUUUUUUUUGAAGUUCGUGGGUAAUCGGGGGAGGGAAACUUAAACUAGAUUUAUUUGUAUAUUUUUUUUAAAAGUCAAAGUAAUUAUGUUGGGGAAUGAAGGGAUCUAUGCAGCGAAGAAGAGGAAGAAACCCAUCCAGAAAAGUCUGACGCAUGCUCCAGGUGACGGUGUGGUAAAGACCAACCCUUCAAAACGUCACCGGAACCGUCUGAACGGGGAGCUGGACCGGCUGACCAGCCUGCUGCCCUUCUCCCCAGAGGUCAGGGGUAGGUUGGACAAAUUGUCCGUCCUGCGGCUCAGCGUGGGAUACGUCAAGGUCAAGAGCUUCUUCCAUGCGACCCUCCAGAAGAAGUGUGAGUGGCCGGCCCCCCCUCUCAGUGGGAACUGGAGGAACGGACGGACAGCCACUUCUAUAGACGGAGUCAGCCUCUCCGAGGGAAACCUACUGCUGCAGGCUCUGAAUGGUUUUGUCCUGGUGGUCACCACUGAUGGCUCUAUCUUCUACACCUCUCCAACCAUCCAGGACUACCUGGGCUUCCACCAGUCUGAUGUGGUGCACCAGAGUGUGUAUGAGCUGAUACACAUGGAUGACAGAGCCAUGUUCAGGUGUCAGCUUCACUUCGCCCUCAAGCCCAAUCAGACCGACUCAGAGGCCGGACCAGAUGCCAUCCAGUCUAGCAGCAGGCCCCACAGUGAGUCUAUGAGCUACCUGACCCAGCACAUCCCUGAAGAGAACAGGUCCUUCCUAGAGAGAAGCUUCUGCUGUCGCUUCCGCUGUCUCCUAGACAACUCCUCCGGCUUCCUGGCGUUGAACUUCCAGGGACGUCUGAAGUAUGUUCGAGGCCAGGGAAGGCUGGGGGAUGACGGGGCCUCGGUCCCCGCUCAGCUGGCCCUGUUUGCCAUCGCCACACCCAUGCAGACCCCAGCUGUCAUGGAGAUCAGGACCAAGACACUCAUUUUCCAGACCAAACACAGACUCGACUUCGCCCCCAUGGGCAUAGAUACUAGAGGUAAAGUGGUGCUGGGUUACUCUGAGACAGAGUUGGUCACUCCAGGCUCAGGUUACCAGUUCAUCCAUGCUGCUGACAUGAUGUACUGCGCAGACAACCACAUCAAAAUGAUAAAGACAGGAGAGACUGGUUUCACCAUCUUCAGGCUGCUGACUAAGGCAGGUGUGUGGGUGUGGGUUCAGGCCAACGCCAGGGUCGUCUUCAAGGCAGGGAGACCCGACUUCAUCAUCGCUCGACAGAAAGCCCUAACAAACAAAGAGGGCGAGGAGCACCUGCAUAAGCGGAGAAUGGAGCUUCCCUUCAACUUUGCCACUGGGGAGGCUCUGCUGUAUGAGUCCUGUCCCUCUCUGAAUACUGCCAUUAUGCCUCCAGGACCACCCAUCCCCCCUGGUCUCACUCCCCCAGGCUCCAGCCCUGAGGACAAGCCCCUGGACCCUGCGUCUCUCCUGGGGUCCCUACUCAGUCAGGACCGCUCUGUUUAUACUCAGCCCCAGGACGCUAAACCUAACCUGGACCUCCAGGUCUUUUCCCCCAACCUAGACACAGCCUUCCCCCAGGACCAGGACCCAGGCCUGGAUAGAGCCUUCCUGGACAGCCACGCUCUGCUGAGUGUCCCUGGGGAGCUCCAGGGGCCCCAGAGGCCCAGCAGGGGAGACCCCACAGCGCAGGCCAUGAUGGACUCUCUGGGGGAGAUCCUGGGGGAGAUGGGGGCGGGGGGCUUGGAGGGGCUGGAGGUGGAGGAGACAGAGCUGAGGGACUGGGAGAGCACUCUCCUCAGGAUCAACAUGGAACAGCAGGAUGUGACGGGGGAGCUGUAUGAUAUCUUAGCCAAUGAUGUGUUCUCCUACGUGGAGGAGGCUCUGAUGAGAGAGCGUGAUGAUGGAUGUGUGAAGGGCAACUUGAGACAGGGCACUGAGCCAAUCAACAGACUUUCUGCUCACAUCACUGCCAAUCAAAACAUACUACGUGGGUUCCCUCACUCCCAGAGUUCCAUAUUGCCAGGAAACCAGGGGUUCAAUGGCGGAAACGGCUCCCACAGUGAGAACCUAUGGCAUUUGGCUGGUCCACACAUGACCUCUAACCUCAACAGCUUUGGAGAGCAGAGGUUGCUAGGAAAUGGAGUUGUUGGUGGUGUGGAGCAAGGGCUGGGGUGUAGUCCUGGGACUGUGAGAGAGCCACGGAGGACUGUAAACACAAACACACUACCCAGAGCUGCUCAGACCGUUGCAGGGCAAUGGACUCAAGGAAGCGGUGCAGAUCUCCAUGGCAACCAAAUGGUCCCACAACCUUCUCAUACUAUCAACCAACCAGAGUCCUGGAUACCCUCCAUCCAAAAUAUAUAUCAUAAUAACCACACCUCUCUCCCUGUCCCUCUCCCAAACUUUAACAACAAUCUCCCUGAGGCCUUUGACCAAACCAUGCAGCCCAGCCUGGAGUUAUACCACUCUGAGACUGGAGAUGCAAACAGGCAGUUCUCAGGGCAGCCCUAUCCAGGUCUGUCAUAUCAGGACCCAAGGCAGUCUUGGCAACAGCCACGGCAACACACACAAUGGCAACCACGGCAGAUACCACAGGGUUUUUCUGCAAAGCCGGUAAACAGACAUCGUCACACACACCCCAAACACAGCACACACAUACCGUCCAAUAACGCAUCCAGAACUCAAACACUCACACACAUACCGUCCAAUAACGCAUCCAGAACUCAAACACUCACACACACCACACACACACCCUCAGGCAGCUGUAUGUUUGACAAGACAGCUCCAAAUGUCUCCAAUCCCUCCAGCCCCCUUACAACUGCCCCAAGCAGAUCACACGGUCUCAUACCUGCUCCCACUCACUACAAUGGACCCAGACCCUCUCCCACUCUUUCCAAUUACUGUAGAACCAGCUCCUCAACCCAGGCCCCCAAAGUCUUUAUGACUUACCCUCAAGCGUCCAUAAUCCCAAGAUCUACCAACUCUUAUCCCCAAGACUCCAUUCCUAACCUAACCUACCCCCCAGCCUCCAUCCCCACCCCCAUCCCCGCCCUAUCCAGAGGGGCUCAGACGGAUAAGGACACAGGAGCUAUCCCUGCCUGGUCUGGGGCUCCGUACCUGGGCAUGAAGCAGCUCCCAGGCCCCUUUCCCAGCCCCAAGCAGGUUCCCCAGAGCACAUGGGGAAAUGGCAGCUGUAGUGAUCCCAGUGAAGGAAGCUUGAUGCUGGGUCAGAGGGGGUUGGAAGAAAGCCUCCUUCCUGGAGGUCCGACGCCAGGAUUUCCUCCUGAGAACGGAUCUGUAGAGUCAUCUUUAUUCUACUGGAAUGGACAAACACAGGUCCCUGCCGGUCCUAAUGGUGAUGUGGAUCCUUUUCUCUUUACUGGCAACAUCUCCUAGAUUCUCUAGGACUAAGAGGAACCUACAAGUAACCAUCUCCACAAUGGAACCACCAACAUCUUUUGGACUCUAGGACCUACCUUGGAACCACCAACAUCUUUUGGACUCUAGGACCUACCUUGGAACCACCAACAUCUUCUGGAAGAAUACAACUGUACAAAAACCAGCACCUCUAUUGAAUACUGUUGGAGCUGGAUAAUAUUCUAUAUUAUAUUUAAUUUCCUUGUCCGGUUGAAGGGUGCUGCUUUCCAGCCAUGGACAGCCACCGGUUUAAUGUUCAGACUAGGGCUGUUACGGUGACCGUAUUACUGCCACACCGGCAGUCACUAGUCAUGACCGCAGUCAAUUUCCAUGUGACCGUUUAGUCACGCUAACUAGGCUUC
Messenger RNA from Salvelinus namaycush (lake trout), 4383 nucleotides. RefSeq lists its product as uncharacterized. The transcript is spliced from 11 exons. The coding region runs from base 701 to 4000 and encodes 1099 amino acids. Gene Ontology annotation, molecular function: nuclear receptor activity; protein dimerization activity; transcription cis-regulatory region binding. Lineage: Eukaryota; Metazoa; Chordata; Actinopteri; Salmoniformes; Salmonidae. Gene Ontology annotation, biological process: regulation of transcription by RNA polymerase II. The record is from RefSeq and is a predicted model, not a curated record. Gene Ontology annotation, cellular component: nucleus; aryl hydrocarbon receptor complex.